GCUGACCCAUCCUCCGUAACAGUAGGUGGCGGUAAAGUCCCAUUAAGUUGGUCGCCAACCGCCGUAAAACUUGAAGAAGCGGAAGCUCCACCGAGAUGCACAAGUCAGAUGAAGGAUUUAUCUACUGAGAUUCUCUAGAGCAACAAACCUUUGAGAUCUGAACUCAGACCAGUGAAACUAACAGUCAUUGUUACUGAGAGGUGAAAUGGAGCAGAAAAUGUCUAAUCUGGAGCAAGAAAACCUAUCCUGUUCCAUCUGUUUGGAUCUACUAAAGGAUCCAGUGACUAUUCCUUGUGGACACAGCUACUGUAUGAACUGUAUCAAAGACCACUGGAAUGGAGAAGAACAGAGGAGAACCCACAGCUGCCCUCAGUGCAUGAAAGAGUUCAGACGAAGGCCUGGUCUAAAAAAAAACAUCACGUUAGCUGCUUUAGUGGAGGAUCUGAAGAAGACUGGACUCCAAGCUGCUCCAGCUGAUCACUGCUAUGCUGGACCUGAAGAUGUGGCCUGUGAUGUCUGCACUGGGAGGAAGAUGAAAGCUGCCAAGUCCUGUUUAUUCUGCCCUGCUUCUUACUGUAGGAAUCACCUCCAACCUCACUAUGAUGCUCCACCAUUAAAGAAGCACAAGCUGGUGGACCCCUCCAAGAACCUCCAGGAGAACAUCUGCUCUCAUCAUGAUGAGGUGAUGAAGAUCUUCUGUCGUACUGAUCAGCAGUGUAUCUGUUAUCUCUGUUUAAUGGAUGAACAUAAAGGUCAUGAAACAGUGCCAGCUGCAGCAGAAAUGACUGAGAAGCAGAAGAAGCUCCAGGUGAGUCAACAACAAAUCCAGCAGAGAAUCCAGGAUCAAGAGAAAGAUCUGAAGCUGUUUCAACAGGAGGUGGAGGCCAUCAAUGUCUCUGCUGAUAAAGCAGUGGAGGACAGUGAGAAGAUCUUCACUGAGCUGAUCCAUCUCAUCCAGAAAAGAAGCUCUGAUGUGAAGCAGCAGAUCAGAUCCCAGCAGAAAACUGAAGUGAGUCGAGUCAAAGAUCUUCAGGAGAAGCUGGAGCAGGAGAUCACUGAGCUGAAGAGGAAAGAUGCUGAACUGGAGCAGCUCUCAAACACAGAGGAUCACAACCAGUUUCUCCACAACUACCCCUCACUGUCAGCACUCAGUGAGUCUACACACUCAUCCAGCAUCAAUAUUCGUCCUCUGAGAUACUUUGAGGAUGUGACAGCAGCUGUGUCAGAGCUCAGAGAUAAACUACAGGACAUCCUGAGAGACACAUGGUCAAACAUCUCACUGAGAGUCACUGAAGUGGAUGUUUUACUGUCAGAACCAGAACCAGAACCAAAGACCAGAGCUUGUUUCUUAAAAUAUUCACGAGAAAUCACUCUGGAUCCAAACACAGCCAGCAGAUGUUUGUUAUUAACUAAUGAAAACAGAAAAGUGACAUCUGUGAAAAAAAUACUGCCUUAUCCUGAUCAUCCAGACAGAUUCACUGAUCAUAAUCAGGUUCUGAGUAGAGAGAGUCUGACUGGUCGUUGUUACUGGGAGGUGGAGUGGAGAGCGUCAUUAGGAGUUGAAGUAGCAGUUUCAUACAAGAACAUCAGGAGAUCAUCAGGAUACUCAAAUGAAUCAAUAUUUGGAUGCAAUGACAAAACUUGGUCAUUACAUUGUAACAAAAACAGUAACAUAUUUUAUCACAACAACAUUAAAAUUCCGGUAUUAGGUCCAGGUUUCCCCAGAGUAGGAGUGUAUUUGGAUCACAGAGCAGGUAUUCUGUCUUUCUACAGAGUCUCUGAAACCAUGACUCUCCUCCACAGAGUCCAGACCACAUUCACUCAGCCUCUAUAUGCUGGGAUUGGACUUGGCCCUGUCCUUUAUAAAUCCUCUGCUGAGUUUAUUAAACUGAAAUGAGCUUCCUCCGUAGGGUGGCGGGACACUCCCUUAGAGAUAGGGUGAGGAGCUUGAACUGUUUGGGAUCAGGUGGGAGGAAAUAUGACUUGAACUGAAAUAAAAGCUCAGCUAGGAAGUCCUGUAAUAUUAGCUUUGAUGUGUGUCUGAACAUUAACUUAGUCAUCCUGUUUGAGAAAGUUGUUGAAAUAUUUCAUUUUAAAACCUAGUUUCCUAGUAAAUGGUCCUUACUUCAUCCCUCUACGGUGUUUUUUUUUUUUUUACUUACUGUGUUUGUUGUGAGAGACUGAUGUUUGAUUUACGAUGUAAAUGAUGGAAACCCAAGUUAAAAUUCAUGUUUUUCCCCUGAAACCUGGUUAAUAAAGUUGGUUCUGAUUCUUC
Molecule: messenger RNA, 2275 nt
Organism: Girardinichthys multiradiatus
Lineage: Eukaryota; Metazoa; Chordata; Actinopteri; Cyprinodontiformes; Goodeidae
Product: tripartite motif-containing protein 16-like
Exons: 2
Coding region: 206-1897 (563 amino acids)
Molecular function (GO): protein binding; zinc ion binding
Source: RefSeq, a predicted model, not a curated record